UUUAGCUCUUCUGCGCAUUUGGGAAACCUAACGACGCGACGACGGCGAAUUGGUAGAUUUGGAUCGCGAGAGAGCGCCUGCGGAAGGGAUUGGGCACCACUUCGCACCAGCUCUGCGGUUCCCUAGACAUCUACAUUUCUGUUUAUACCGGGGAUCGGAUCAUACAUAUAAAACAUGAGCGUUGUCGGAUUUGAUGUUGGGAACGAGAGCUGCAUUGUUGCCGUGGCCCGGCAACGCGGAAUCGACGUGGUUCUUAACGAUGAAUCAAAGCGCGAGACCCCUGCUGUUGUCUGCUUUGGCGAGAAGCAGCGGUUUAUUGGGACCGCGGGUGCCACAUCCUCCACGAUGAACCCCAAGAACUCGGUCUCACAGAUAAAGCGCCUGGUUGGUCGGAAAUUUUCGGAUCCAGAAGUGCAGAGGGAUAUCCAGUUGGUCCCGUUUAAGGUUACUGAAGGGCCUGAUGGGUUUCCGCUGAUCCAUGCAAACUACCUUGGAGAGCAGAAAACCUUUUCUCCGACACAGAUUCUUGCAAUGGUUCUUUCUAAUCUGAAGAGCAUUGCGGAGAAUAACUUAAAUGCUGCAGUAAUGGAUUGCUGUAUUGGAGUUCCGGUUUACUUCAAUGAUCUCCAGAGAAGAGCUGUGAUAGAUGCUGCUACGAUUGCUGGUCUCCGCCCUCUCCGCUUGUUCCAUGAGACUACUGCUACUGCAUUGGCUUAUGGUAUCUAUAAGACGGACUUGCCAGAAAACGAUCAGCUUAAUGUGGCUUUUGUUGAUGUGGGCCACGCAAGCAUGCAGGUUUGCAUUGCUGGUUAUAAGAAGGGGCAACUGAAGAUCUUGGCACACUCUUAUGAUCGAUCCCUUGGUGGGAGAGAUUUCGAUGAAGUGCUUUUCAAGCACUUUGCAGUCAAGUUCAAAGAUGAGUAUAAAAUUGAUGUGUAUCAGAAUGCCCGGGCCUGUCUCAGGCUCCGCACGGGCUGUGAGAAGCUGAAGAAGAUGCUCAGUGCAAAUCCAGAGGCUCCAAUGAGCAUUGAGUGCUUGAUGGACGACAAGGAUGUGAGAGGUUUUAUCAAGAGAGAAGAGUUUGAACAGAUCAGUGUACCCAUUUUGGAGAGAGUCAAGCAACCUUUGGAGAAGGCUCUUUCAGAGGCUGGGCUGAGCCUGGAAAAUAUUCAUUCAGUUGAAGUUGUUGGGUCAGGGUCCCGUGUUCCAGCGAUUAUUAGGAUUUUGACUGAAUUUUUUGGUAAAGAGCCUAGGCGUACCAUGAAUGCAAGUGAGUGUGUCGCUCGGGGCUGUUCCCUUCAGUGUGCCAUUCUAAGUCCCACAUUCAAAGUGCGGGAAUUUCAGGUUCACGAGAGCUUCCCUUUCCCAAUAGCCUUAUCAUGGAAAGGAUCUGCCUCUGACUCUCAGAAUGGUGGAACAGAAAACCAACAGAGUACAAUUGUGUUUCCAAAAGGGAACCCACUUCCUAGUGUCAAAGCUCUUACAUUCUUUAGAUCUAGUACAUUCACAGUCGAUGCUGUUUAUGCUGAUACAGCUGAUGUGCAAGUUCCAGCAAAGAUCAGCACUUACACGAUUGGACCUUUCCAGUCCAGCAAAGGAGAGAGGGUGAAGCUGAAAGUAAAAGUUCGCUUAAGUCUCCAUGGAAUUAUUUCUGUUGAGUCAGCUGUUAUGUUGGAGGAGGAAGAAGUUGAAGUUCCUGUCUCAGCUGCACCAGAGCUACCUAAGGAAUCUACAAAGAUGGACACAGAUGAAGCAGUAAACGAAGCCUCCAAAACUGAAACUGAUUUAAACAUGGAGGAUGCUAAAAGUGCCAGUAAUAGUUCUGCUAGUGGGGUUGACAAUGGGGUACCAGAGUCUAAUGAUAAACCUGUGGAGAUGGAAACUGAUAACAAGGUUGAAGCUACUAAAAAGAAAGUCAAGAAAACUAAUGUGCCUGUGGUGGAGCUUGUGUAUGGCGGCAUGUCGGCUGAAGAGUUGCAAAAGGCUGUGGAGAAAGAGUUUGAAAUGGCUCUUCAAGAUAGAGUAAUGGAGGAAACCAAAGACAAGAAAAAUGCUGUGGAGGCAUAUGUUUAUGACAUGCGAAACAAGCUCUAUGAUAAGUAUCAGGAAUUUGUUACACCAUCAGAGAAAGAUGAGCUUAUUGCAAAGCUUCAGCAAGUUGAGGAUUGGUUGUAUGAAGAAGGUGAAGAUGAAACUAAGGGUGUUUAUGUUGCAAAGCUUGAGGAGCUUCAAAAGCUAGGUAACCCAAUUGAGGUGCGUUACAAGGAGUGGACAGAAAGAGGUCCUGCAAUAGCUCAACUUGCUUAUUGCAUCAAUAGUUUCAGAGGAGCAGCCUUAUCCAAAGAUCCUAAGUUUGACCACAUUGAUAUAGCAGAGAAGCAGAAGGUUGUUAGUGAGUGUAGUGAUGCAGAAGCAUGGUUGAGGGAGAAGCAGCAGCAGCAGGAUGGCUUACCCAAAUAUGCCACUCCAGUGCUUCUCUGCGCUGACAUAAAGAGGAAAACUGAGGCACUAGACAGGUUUUGUAAGCCAAUAAUGACCAGGCCUCCGCCACCGAAACCUCAGACCCCUCCUACUGCAACACCAGGAGAGCAGCCUCAAGCCGCUGAGCAGCAGAAACCAGGAGUGCAUGCAUCAGGGGAGCCCAUGGCCGAAGAGGGCAGUCAGGUACCACCUGCAGCAGCUCCAGAGCCAAUGGACACUGACAAAUCAGAGAGCGUACCUGCAGCAUGAAAACAUCGAGCUUCUCUAGUUAGCCUUUGCUUCAGAAUCAUUUUGGUUGUCAGCAUUUGGGCAACAAGAGAUUGGUCAAUGGAGGUUUCUCUGAAGGUCUUAAAUGCGUGCUUGAGAUUUUUUAAUCGCCUAGAAUAGAGUUAUGAAAUGAAAAGAAAAUUCCCAUAAUUCCCAUCAGUUUGACUGUACUGAGAUUUUUAUCCUACAUUGUUUCAGGGGCACAUUGUAAUUUUUCGACAGUCCUUUUUAUCUGUAUUGCCAUUCUCAAAGACUGCAUGACAAGUGAUGUUUCCGUUUCAUAUUGAAGGUAUAUAUAUCUAUUUGGGCUCA
Musa acuminata subsp. malaccensis (wild Malaysian banana) is the source of this 3060-nucleotide messenger RNA. RefSeq names its product heat shock 70 kDa protein 14. The record is from RefSeq and is a predicted model, not a curated record. Gene Ontology annotation, molecular function: ATP-dependent protein folding chaperone; ATP binding. NCBI's taxonomy places the organism in Eukaryota, Viridiplantae, Streptophyta, Magnoliopsida, Zingiberales, Musaceae. Gene Ontology annotation, cellular component: nucleus; cytosol. Gene Ontology annotation, biological process: protein folding.